AUGGCGAGCAAAUCAAAGAAAGAGCCGCAGGUCGUCGGCCUCUUAACGCCGAGCUCCAUUAGUGGCCUGCCGCUAUGGGAUGAUGCACAAAUUCAACAGGAAAAUUGGGGAGGGAGUCUUGGACUACCGACGCGACACACCGGGGCAGUAGUGGAGUUUCGGAAUAUGGAGGGGAAGAUUGUGGUGGCGCACGACGAGGCCCAGCGUGAGGCAUUCAAAGAAGCCCUGACAUACGUUUUGGUAAGUACAGCAGCAGACAUUAUUGUGGAUUGGAAACGUCCUGUGGAUAUUUUUGCUCCGUUUCGUCCAAUGGUACACCGUAAUAUAACGCCAUUUCUUUUUCCAUACGACACGGAGCGGACCCUAUUUGACGGCAAAGCUGCAGAGGAGGCUGCACGACUGUCCGCCACGCCUACAGGCAAGAAGGGUGAUUCCAAGAACGCAGUUCCCCCUACCCCUUUACAUGUGCAGUUUCCGGAGAUUGUAUAUGUGUUGGAACCGCAAGCCGUUGAUGGUGCUGCGAGGGAGUGGGAAGGUCUUCCAGAUGAGAGGGUUGUUGCGCGCUAUAGAGAGCUUCAGCCGCUUAUGCAGGCAUAUGAUCCCAAACUGGAAUUGGGUUGUGCAGCAAAACCUCUGGAAGCGUGUGAAUCGCAGUACACCACUGUGCAACGCCAUCGGCUUCAGGAGGUGGAUGCGAUAUCAAAACUCGUGGAACCACCUCCAUUUCUGAUGGAUGCCUUUAAUAGUGCAGUUAGAUUUAUUGAACAUGCACAAUCAUAUGUAAAACACGGUGAGUAUCUAUGGGAAUUAGUGUAUCCACAUGCUUCAGUUACAUGCCACCCGGUGUAUAACCCGCACGGAAAAUAUGCUGUUCGACUUUUUAUUGAUGGAGCCUUUCGCCGAGUGACGAUUGACGACUACUUGCCGGUGGAUGCGUUGGGACGUCCGUUUUUCAGUUUAACUUCGCAGAAAGAAAUUUGGCCGGCCCUGUUGGCGAAGGCCAUUUUUGUGGCAUUGGGUCCAAACUGUCAUCUUUUGUUUACGGAUCCGGAGACGAUCAUUACAUGUUUAUGGGGUGAAUGGGUGCCGCAGCGUGUUGAUCCUCGCAGCCAACCCACCGCGGCAUGUGCCUUCCUGAUUGCGUAUCAGAAGGAGCUUGUAAAGGGCGACGGCAAUGCAACACACUUUUCAUUUUCUAAUACGGAAGAAACCGCAAUGGCAAUGGCAGCGGGAGAGGAAGCGCCAGGAAAGCAGAAGAAGAGUUCCGUUGUUGAAGACGCUUUCUCUAAAAAAGAAGCACCAAUAAUGGUAUCUUCCCCGAAUUCACCCUCAGUUUCUCCUGCAGGUGAGGAUGUAACCGAUGUUUUAACCACUUUUCCUGUCUGUGCGAUUAGCCCCGUGGAAGACGGAAAACGAAAGCUGCUUGUCAUACAUGAAAUUCUGUUUUUUCGUGAUACGUUGGCAAUCCACAUCUCAACCACUUCUCCACUGAAAAACUUCGAGUCAAAAAUACUGAAUGAAAUAAGUGACGAUGAAAUCGUGCAGGAUUUGCUGCAUUUUAAAACACUCAAUGAGCAUAAAUGGAAGAUUCCUGGGGCCGUUUCAUCCAACCAGUUCACCUUGUGGACCACGUUUGAAGAGUUAGCUGCCCAUAUGGAAAUUGUGGUCUGGCGGUAUUUGGGCGAAAAGACCCCUUUUCACUUCAGUAGCCGAUUGGUUGGAAUUGAAGAGGGACCACCGUUGCCAGCAACUGGAAAGAAAAAAUCAGCUGCUCCCGCAGCUGUCAAACCUUUCUCGGGCGGGGGAAAAAGGAAUAUUGUUCGUUGGAUGCACCUGAAAUCCGAUAGGCCAGAACAAAUUGCGUUUGUCAGCUUAGCUGCCUUUGCCCUUCCUGAUAAUUCAUUGAGGUUGUCCCGAGCCUAUCAGCGCUCCAUUUCUUCGGGAAGCUUAGUGGCUUCGGCACAAUCGCCCGGUCGCUCAAACGGCAGCAGAACUCCACGAGAUGUUGUGAGGGGAGUGUCUCUUGAUCUCUAUGCGUGGGAACGGGGUGGUACAUUAAGCCGUGUAGGAUUUUUUCCGUAUGAAAGUGGCAAGCUACAAUGUAUGGUGCACUCACUCCCGCCUGGUUCACACGUUUUACGUCUGACGGCUGUAGAGCUUGAGCCUCAGCAUGUUCUCAGCAUUCUUUCAACGAAGGAAUUUUUUAUAGGGGAUGAGAAAGAUGCCAUUCAUUCCGCAAAUAUAUUCCGAAUGACUGAUGCAGGGAGUCAUAUGGGUGUGGAAAGAGCAAGCGAGGAGGUGAUGUGGCUAAAACGCUGCAUCAACGUGAAGGAGCCAACUGUUAUCUCCUUUGUUGUUUCGACACUUGAUCCCGGUGAGGAUCUGGCAGCCCAUCGUGAUAUUCCUGUCGCGUUGUUAAAAGAGGUCAAAGGAACAAAAUCACGUGCUGUAAGCACAAAAGGAUCCCAAAAGGAGUCUGUAGAGGAGAACCAAGUACGCGUAGGGGAGGUUUCUAUUAUACCACAUUGUCACCUUUUAUUGAUGAAUGUCGACAAUGGCGCUGUCCGCACUGGAGUUGCAGGUCGCCUGAUUUGCCAACGAUUGGAACCAAACCAACACGGAUAUUUGCUGAUGGUGUACGUGUUGAUUGACUCGUUGUCUGCAGCUUCUUUUAUAGAAAGUGGCAUGGGCAUGCCGUUGGAAAACCAGGCAAAGUCGCGUGAAGGCUCAAAUUUUUAUCUUUUGGAUGAGAAGGGCAACUCAGCUGCGCGCGAAAAGGCGCUGCCACUGUAUGGGAGAGGGAGCUGGAAACUAACGAUAUCUGCAGAUCGGGGGUUAGAAUUUUACAAGUCCAUCCCGCAAAACGUGUUUUCUUUUGCCGAUAAGGGUAAAUUGAGGCGGGGAAGCCACGCUUUGCUUUUUGCCUACACGUGUGCAGUGGUGGAGAAAACAUCCUUUACUUUGAUACUUGACCUUGAUUCACACGAUCCAAUCCCAUUCCACGUCAAGGUGGCGCGUAAUGGUGUGGAUGCGACCCCCGUAUUUGUUUCGGAGACCUGUACCACGCACCUCUUUCUUCCACACGUGACACUUGAGAUAGGUGAAAAGCCCAGGUCCACCAGCUACGUUAUUGAAGCUUGGUUGGAUGAGGAGAAGGUGCAACAGUGGGAAGAGAGAUGCCGUGUGGCUCAAGAAACAAAAUUUCGCACGCUACGCGAGGAUGCUGAACGAAGGGCCAUGGAAAGACGUCAAAAUGACCUUAAUGAAUAUCACGCCGAUCCACGUGCUUUUCAAGAACGCUUGGAACAACUUAAUGCGGCGCAAAUGGAGCCCGUUCAUCCCCCAAGCUUGAGGGAAUCGUUAUUGGCUUCCAACAAGAAGGGACGUUUGUAUUCUGACAAGCGAAAGCACCCAGCGGGUGGGGUGAUGCCCGAAAAAGAGAAGGUGGCAUCUGGUCCUUCAAGCCCCACGUUGCCAUCCAACCCGGUGAUAUUUUUCCUGGACACUACAGAUAGUGAGCUUAUGGUAAGCUUUAGUCUGCGGUUGCAGUUUUCUUCAAAGGUGGAUAUCAAGAAUGGGGCACCACCAAAGGAUCCGCUGGCGACCCUGCGCGCUGGCUGGGUGCCACCGAUCGAUCAUGUUAUGGUGGAUCAGGGCACUGGGUAUACGCAGCGAGGAGGUGGAAUCAAGGGAAAGCAGCGAGAGACACAGGUUUCGGCGGAGGAGUUGCUGAAGGCAGAUCAAGGCCGUUUGAGUCGUCAGCGUUUCCUAGAGAACCCGCGUAAUAUUCUUUUGCCCUACUUGGCGGCAUCUGACGAUGUCUCAUUGCCAAGCAAAGAAUCAGCACGCACCGGUUUAUCUAAAGAUCAGGGCGUGAUGCCUGUAAACCCGUCACGUGUGGUGCUGGAUGUGUCGGAGGAGGCUAACUACUUGCACGCGCCCAUUUUAAACGAGUCGGAGUACUCUAUUCAGGUAAUUCCUCUCCGCGCCGUCGAAAUUAUGCCGUCUUGUGACCACACACCACCAACCAGUGCUUCUGGUUUCAUGCAACAGCGUGCAAGAUCACCAGGUGAAAAGGUUUCACCUCGCUUGGCCGCCUUUCCCCAGCCAACCUUUAUGCCUAACGCAGCGGCGGACGAGGAUGCCGACGUUAACGAAUUAAGGGUGCCUAUUCAAGAAGUGUACAGGGGACUUACUGAAAAGCUUAAAAAACAGCAAGAUGAGAGGAUACAGUGGCGAGAAUGUACUAAGGAGGUCUUGCGUGAAUUCUGGGGAGCACAGAAGCCAGGUGCUUCUCUAGUGUCCCUGUUAGGCUCCAAGGAGGAGCUCCCUGUUAAGCGGCGGAAGAGCCGUCAAAAACAGUGA
Trypanosoma cruzi is the source of this 4365-nucleotide messenger RNA. Its product is annotated as calpain-like cysteine peptidase, putative. The coding region runs from base 1 to 4365 and encodes 1454 amino acids. NCBI's taxonomy places the organism in Eukaryota, Euglenozoa, Kinetoplastea, Trypanosomatida, Trypanosomatidae. Gene Ontology annotation, biological process: proteolysis. The transcript has a single exon. The record is from RefSeq and is a predicted model, not a curated record. Gene Ontology annotation, molecular function: calcium-dependent cysteine-type endopeptidase activity.